Molecule: messenger RNA, 2934 nt
Organism: Doryrhamphus excisus (bluestripe pipefish)
Lineage: Eukaryota; Metazoa; Chordata; Actinopteri; Syngnathiformes; Syngnathidae
Gene: ttc5
Product: tetratricopeptide repeat domain 5
Molecular function (GO): protein binding
Source: RefSeq, a predicted model, not a curated record
UUGGGCAUACGGACCAAACUAACUUCCGGCAUACCUGAAAUUAAAAUCACUUUUAUCAGUCUGUGCAAAUCCCAAUCCAAGGAAAUGAGCGCUUCCUGUGGUCACAUACGCUUAAUAACAUAUGCCGUGACGUUAGUCUCGUAACUUUUGAAAGUUUUUGAUUAUUGUGCCAAGUUCGUAGCCUCUUCUUUGUUGCAGCCUGCAGCACCUCAGUUUUAGAAAAGAUGGCGGAGGAAGAAAAGAGCACUGAGCCUGCUAAAGACGACAACGAACUCAAAAUUUUAAAGGACCUGGUAGAUGACUUAUACAGUUACAGGGAUCAUUAUUUUGACACUCGCAGCGUGGAGGAGGCAGGAAGAAAACAACAAGAUGUCAUGCAGGAGCUGGCAAAGACACUGAAAAGCCUGGAGGAGAAAGAAGAAAGCUUGAAGCACAAAGCCGAGUUUCUGCUGCAGAAGGGAAGGUGUCUUAAUGUCGCCCCUGACUUCAGCGCUGUCGCCGAGGAGUGCCUGUCCCGUGCCGUCAAGCUGGAGCCUGGCCUGUUAGAGGGAUGGAACGCACUGGGCGAGCAAUACUGGAAAAAGGGCGACCUCACCGGUGCCAAGAACUGCUUCACAGGGGCCUUGCAGCAGAGCAAAAACAAAGUGUCCCUACGGAACCUGUCUAUGGUCCUGAGGCAGCUUCCGGCGGCGGACAGCGAUGCACACAGCAAGCAGGUUCUGGAGAGCGUGGACAUGGCCCGGCAAGCUGUCCAGCUUGAUGUGGCAGAUGGGACAUCCUGGUACAUUCUCGGAAACGCCAACGUGUCCCUAUUUUUCACCUGUGGUCAAAAUCCACAGUUGUCCCAACAAGCUCUCAGUGCUUAUGCACAAUCUGAAAGAGUAGACAGAGCGGCUGCUUGUUACCCAGAGUUGCAUUUCAACCGAGCCACGCUGUUCCAGUAUGAGGAAAUGUUCGGAUCAGCGCUUGAGGGCUACAGCCGUGCCGCCGCCCUGGACCCGAGCUGGGAGGACCCCCCGCAGAGAGAAAAGCAGCUGCUGGAGUACCUGGGGAAAGUCUCAGAACUUGUUGAGAAUAAGGGCAAGGUGAAGGCGCGGCGCCUGCGGAUGAUGCUCUCCAACCUCAACAGAUCAGCUUUGGGCCCAUGUUCAUCCCCCCAGUUCCGCUCGCCAACAGGCCGCGUGGGAAGCUUGGAGCUGCAGGCGCUGUCCUCUCUCACACACGGUCACAACGGCGCGGUGGCGGCCAUGGGGAAGGUGGUGUUCAGUCUAGCGUCUGAGGGUCGCAUGGCCUUUACAUUCGGCAUGGUGGACAGCGAGGAGACGUGCAUGGUGGUGAUGGUUUACAAUACAGCAGACAGCUGGGGUGUCCUGAUCGGAGAUACUGUGGUUAUUCCUGAACCUCAGGUCAAACGACACAGCAUUACACAUAAAGACACGUCCUUUGACUUUAAGAGUAUCCGUGUGGACUCUCCUCUGCUCCUCAUCGUCAACGGCAAGAAGCAAAAUGUCCAGAGUCAGAUUGCCACCACCGUCAGCUACAAGCCUCAGAGUGAAUGAGUCAAGAGGACCAAAUGCAUGCUGGACAUGAAACAAGAUGAUUACAGAGUGAUCAUCACACGGCUUUGGCUGUAGAGAGACAUUUGUGUUUAUAGUCUUUAUAUUUAUUGUCUUAUUUUGUAUCAUGUUUUGAGGGAGGAUUUUUUUUUUUUAUGUGAAUGAACAAACUAGACUGCUGUGGGGGUCGACCAGAAAAAUUACGAUGAAACAUAACAUGUUGUUUAGUAUGUCGACUGUUUUAAGGUUGUCAAACACAUCAGUACAGCAGUGGUCUCCAAAGUGCGGCCUGGGAGCCAUUUUGGCCUGCAGUUUGUUUUUAUCUGCUCUUGAUGUAUUCUAAAAAUAAAAUCAAUUCAUCAAUGAGACAUUUUAUUAGUUGUUACACUAAUUUGCUUUGCAGCACAUAAUAAAAAAACCUAACAUAGAAACCUGAUCAAAAUUUUAAAACCAGUAGAUAAAUUAAUAAACGUAAUUUACAUUUACGUUUGAUCUCACCAAGGUUUUAAGUAGAGCUUCAAAAUGCAAAAAGAAAAAAAUGCAUAAUUGAGUAAGUAUUUUUUUACAAACUACUGAUCCAAGGUUUCAAGGCCCCCAAGACAUCAGUUGAUGCCCUACAUGAAGCCAUUUUCAUUCUCGCUAGCCUGCUGGAAACACUGGCAUCAAGCAUUCCCAAAACAAUCUUUGUGGUAAUGUGCAGUGUAGCUACUGAUUACUUUUUAACUUUAUUUCUGUUGGUGGUCUUAAACUUUUGAUCAGGAUUUAUAUUGGCCAAUAUUGGAUUGGAUUUCACAUAUUUAAUGUGCAAGAUGCAUCAAAUUGGAUUGGUCAUUUUUAAACAUGUACUUGUACUAUACUUCAUUGGACAAUCUGUUCAAUGAACCACCAUUGGUGAUAGAUGCUAGCUGGUUGUAGUGGUGGUCUUAUAUUUUUUGGAUGAAAGAAGAAGAAGGGGUUCAUUAAUUGGUGGGUGGCCCAACGGCCAUUUUUCAUAUAGAUCAUUUUUUACUGGCCUUUGGUAUCUUCUAAAAAUAAAAUGAAUUUAUUAAUGAGACAUUACACAAAUUUUCCUUUUGGACAUUAACACAAAGCUCAGAUAUGGGAUGUUUUGUUUGUCUAGUUUAGUUUAAAUUGAUCUACAUUGGAUUGAUUUGAGCGUUUUUAAUAUACAAAAUGCAUAACAUUUCAUGUGGCCUUCAGAGGAAAAAGUUUGCCCUCCCCCACUACGGAGUUCUUGAUAUGCUGCUACUCAAGAUUGUAUCACAAUGAUAUCACGAUAUCAAGUGUGUGAAGGAGCGAUAUUGCAGGUCCUUUCUUCCUGCAGCUGUCAGGCUGUACAACCAGCACUGCUCCCAAUAGACUUCUACACCACUAUGUA